CCCCAUGCGGCAAUCCGUUCUAGACGGCACAUUAUUCUCGGUAUGCCCACCGAAUGUCAAGGACUUGUUCAAGGCCAUUGAAACUACACCCGGUCCUCAACGAAAACCACCCAACCUCCACCCAGCUGUCCUCCACCUCAGCGACGAAGGUGCCGUUCCUCUCUCACCUACUCCCCCGACCAUCACCAAGCACCAACACCCCAUUGUUCCCUCCCUUUCUAUCUUAAAGGAUGUCCUCUCGCCUGCCGAGUGCAAAUCCAUCAUCGCUGCUACCGAAUCUGUCGGCUACCUCCCCGACGCACCCAUCAAGGAAGACGGUUCCGAAUCCAGCAUCCUCGCCCACAACGUCUACUGGAUCGUUGACCAAACCUUCCACGAUGCUCUCUGGGAACGUGUCCGUCCUUUCAUCCCCACCCACGAUGCUGGAAGAAAGGCGCGAGGCAUCAACCGUCGCUUCAGGGUUUACCGCUACGUUCCCGGAGCCGAGUAUCGCUGCCACUUCGACGGUGCCUGGCCUCCCUCUGGCAUUCACCCUACGACGGGCAAGUACAUGUACGAUGCCUCGCCGGCGGACAAGAAGCAGUCGAGUUUGUUUACCUUCCUCAUGUACUUGAAUGAUGAGUUUGAGGGCGGCGAGACGACCUUCUUUACGCCGAGCGUACGUGACGGUGUCAUGAAUGCCCACCCAGUGAGGCCGGUUAUGGGCUCGGUGGCGGUGUUCCCACAUGGCGAGAACCACGGUGCGCUGUUGCAUGAGGGCACUGGUGUGAGGAAGGGUGCCAAGUACAUCAUCCGGACGGAUGUGGAGUUUGAUGUCGACCCUGGACGGGAGGACUGAUGUGUGUGAUGUCACCUUGGUUGAGCUAUGUAUCUUGUCCGAGGAUUCAUUAUACAGUCUGUCGUUACCUUGCGGUAACAACCUUAUAACGCCUAAAGUUCCUCGGAUAACGUUUCAAAUAACUCGAGAUGCUUCGCUAGACUAUAGCUUAGUCUAUACAUCAGGAAAAGUUCAAAACCCCUGUAAUCAACGCUUCGCUUUCUCGCUUCUCCUCGACUUCGGGAAUCCUGCUACAUCGGACGACAGUUAGUCUGUAGAUGAGGGUCAAGCUUGAAG
Molecule: messenger RNA, 1114 nt
Organism: Neurospora tetrasperma FGSC 2508
Lineage: Eukaryota; Fungi; Ascomycota; Sordariomycetes; Sordariales; Sordariaceae
Exons: 1
Coding region: 5-838 (277 amino acids)
Biological process (GO): peptidyl-proline hydroxylation to 4-hydroxy-L-proline
Cellular component (GO): endoplasmic reticulum
Molecular function (GO): procollagen-proline 4-dioxygenase activity; iron ion binding; L-ascorbic acid binding
Source: RefSeq, a predicted model, not a curated record